AUGGCUGAGACGACGGAAGGACAAGAUAAGGUAUUGGCCACGGCCCAGCGCAUCGUACAGAGCCUCCAUAACACUUCCGACACCGACGACAUGCUUCUUAUCCUCUCGGCGUUUGAUAACCGUCUCUCCACGCUAUCCUCCUUUGUAUCGUCGGAUGACUCUUCAUCGGGUGCCCAAAGGUCUGCCGCUUCCGCCGUGGACCCCUGCUUCGAGGCUGCCGAGCAGAUCGUUUUGAACGAGGCGGAUACGUCGUCUUUAACCGAUGAUUACCUUGCCGCUGUUGAUGACUUAAUUCAAUCGACUGAGGAAAUGAAUUUGAAUUAUCGAGAUGGGGAACUUCAGGAUGGGUUCCAAGCGGCUGGGCCCAGAUGUGACGUCAUGGACCGGGCAGAGAACGCGUUGCAUGUGGCAAUGAUGCGUCUGGAGGAUGAGUUCCGGCACAUUCUCAUCCGAAACACGGUGCCUCUGGACCCGGAGCGGGUCCACCGCUCUUCUCAUUCUUCGUCGACCGUAGCCAUUGCGGCCUCUGAUUUUUUUGAUGAUAACGAAAGCCUGGGUGAUGUCAGUAGUGCGCGGUGCAGCCACCAACGCCGUUGCCGGGGUGUGAGUUUUGGGGGAGAUGAUGUGUCCCUCGAUUUGAUACACCAGGAUGCUGCAAUUGAUUUGAGACAGAUCGCGGAUCGCAUGAUCCGAUCGGGAUAUGAAAAGGAAUGCUGCCAGGUCUAUUGUACUGUCCGCCGCGAUGUUCUUGAUGCAUGUAUGGUGAUUCUUGGGGUAGAAAAAUUGAGCAUUGAGGAGGUCCAGAGGGUUGAGUGGCGUUUGCUGGAUGAUAAAAUUAAGAAAUGGAUUCAAGCAGUUAAAGUAAUUGCUCGGGGUCUUUUGCCGAGUGAAAAAGACCUCUGCGAGCAGAUAUUUAGUGGGUCUGAUUUGAUCAAGGAAGUUUGCUUUUUGGAGACAGCAAAGGCCUGCGUAAUGCAGUUGUUGAAUUUUGGAGAGGCUGUCGCCAUUGGGAGGAGGUCCUCAGAGAAACUGUUUAGGAUUCUCGAUAUGUAUGAUGCAUUGGCCGGGGUUUUUCCAGACUUGCAGUCACUAUUUAUGGACGAAGAGGUAGGUGACAUGGUAAGUAGCGAGGCCAAAGGUGUACUGGAUAGUUUGGGUGAGGCUGCCAUUGGGACUUUUGUGGAGUUUGAGAAUGCAGUUCAGGCAGAGUCUUCUAGGAAGACAUUGCAGAAUGGUGAAAUUCACCCACUCACUCGAUAUGUUAUGAAUUAUGUUAAGUUGCUAUUGGAUUAUAGCGAUACUCUCAAUGCAGUUUUGGAGAACGCGGAGGAUGAGUUAAGACAGGUGAAGAGCAGGAACUCGGACAAUUCAGAGAUGAAAAGCAUGUCCCUGAUAGGUCAGCGCCUGUUGGCAUUGAUUAAGUCUUUGGAAUCAAAUCUUGAAGAGAAAUCGAGAAUGUAUGAGGGUACAGCAAUGCAGUAUAUAUUUUUAUUGAAUAAUAUACUGUAUAUCGUACAGAAAGUGAAAGACUCUGAGCUCCAAAACCUUUUGGGAGACAACUGGGUUAAAAAGCGACGGGGUCAGAUUCGGCAGUAUGCUACACAAUAUCUUAGGUCAUCAUGGAGCAAGGCCUUAUCUUGCUUGAAGGAUGAAGGAAUUGGGGGGAGUUCAAGUAAUGCAUCAAAGGUGGCUCUGAAGGAUAGGUUUAAGAAUUUUAAUGCACGUUUUGAAGAUAUCUAUAGGAUUCAGACGGCUUGGAAGGUCCCAGAUCCUCAGCUUCGUGAAGAGCUCCGGUUAUCCAUUUCGGAAAAAGUGUUACCAGCUUAUCGCUCAUUUCUGGGUAGGGACACCCCUUAUUCUGCACCAUAUGAGACGAAAAAGUACAUAGAAUGCAAGAUUGGAAACCGAUAUUUUCAAGUCUGA
Messenger RNA from Fraxinus pennsylvanica, 1923 nucleotides. Lineage: Eukaryota; Viridiplantae; Streptophyta; Magnoliopsida; Lamiales; Oleaceae. The record is from the annotation of a GenBank genome assembly.